UUGUGUCAGGUGAUGACGUGUUUCCGGUUUGAGGCAUCCAUCCAAGCGAGGACCGAGAAGAGAGAACGGGAGUGUCACUGUUUAUUAAAGUAAAAAAAAACAAAACAAAACAAAUCAAAACAACAACAACACCGAAUAACUCUCUACUGACAACUCAGGUCAUCAUGGCAUCCGGCAGCUCGAGCAGCGAGGAGGAGAGGAGCCUGCGGGAGUGUGAGCUCUACGUGCAGAAGCACAACAUCCAGCAGCUGCUGAAGGACUGCAUCGUGCAGCUGUGCACGUCCAGGCCCGAGCGUCCCAUGGCCUUCCUCCGGGACUACUUCGAGAGGCUUGAGAAGGAGGAGGCCAAACAGAUGCUCAGCCAGCAGAAAUCCGGUUCUCGCUCUGAUUCCCGAGAGGACGAGAUUUCUCCUCCCAUGAACCCGGUGGUGAAAGGUCGCCGUCGCCGCGGCGCCAUCAGCGCAGAGGUUUACACCGAGGAGGACGCCGCAUCCUACGUUAGAAAAGUUAUUCCGAAAGACUACAAAACAAUGGCUGCUCUUGCUAAAGCGAUCGAGAAGAACGUGCUGUUCUCUCACCUCGAUGACAACGAAAGAAGUGAUAUAUUUGAUGCCAUGUUUCCCGUGAACUACAUCGCCGGAGAGACUGUCAUUCAGCAAGGUGACGAGGGCGAUAACUUCUACGUUAUUGAUCAGGGUGAAAUGGAUGUGUAUGUGAACAACACGUGGGUGACGAGUAUCGGAGAAGGCGGCAGUUUCGGCGAGUUGGCGCUGAUUUACGGCACUCCGAGAGCUGCGACCGUUCGAGCCAAAACCAACGUCAAACUGUGGGGCAUCGACAGAGACAGCUACAGGAGAAUACUCAUGGGGAGCACUCUGAGGAAGAGGAAGAUGUAUGAGGAAUUCCUGAGCAAGGUGUCCAUUUUGGAAUCUCUGGAUAAAUGGGAGAGGUUAACGGUGGCUGAUGCUCUGGAGACGGUGCAGUUCGAGGACGGGCAGAAGAUCGUCGUCCAAGGCCAACCCGGAGACGAGUUCUUCAUCAUCCUCGAGGGAUCGGCAGCGGUGCUUCAGAGACGCUCCGAGAAUGAAGAGUUUGUAGAAGUGGGCAGACUCGGAUCUUCUGACUACUUCGGUGAGAUUGCGCUGCUGAUGAACCGUCCUCGCGCCGCCACCGUGGUCGCGCGCAGUCCUCUGAAGUGUGUGAAGCUCGACCGUCCUCGGUUUGAGCGUGUGCUCGGACCCUGCUCCGACAUCCUGAAGAGGAACAUCCAGCAGUACAACAGCUUCGUCUCUCUCUCCGUUUGAAUCUCUCUCUCUCUUUCUCUCUCUCCUUUCACCUCCUCUGUUUAUCGCAGGGUCCAGCUACGCUUUAUUUUCUUACUUCUCCUGUGUACGUUUCGUUCGUGCUUGCCGUGUGUGUGUGUGUGUGUGUGUGUGUGUGUGUGUGUUGUAGGUUUAACCUCACAUUCUCGAAUGUAGAGAUGUAAAAUGAAGCCGCUGAAACAGGAAAUCGACCAGAAACUGCUCUCCUUAACAGUUAUUCUCUUCAUGUAAAUGUGACUAUUUAUUUUUGCAGCGUUUAGGACGUCACGAGUCCUGAGGCGAGGCUGCUCGGUACAUCCAUCCACUUAUUUUAUUUAUUUUAAUUUUUUUUCCUCUUCGUUCAGCCGUUCAAACUGUUUCAGAGUAUUUAGGAUCUGGCUAUAGUUACAACAAGAUCACUUUAAUUUUUCACAUUUUUAUAGUACUGCUCCUUCAUGUGUUUUCCACAUACUUGUGUGAGAGAGUGUGUGUGUGUGUGUGUGUGUGUGUGUGUGUGUGUGUGUGUGUUGUAGCUUAAUCUGAUAUUCUCAAACAAAAAGCUGAAAUAGGUCAAAUAUUUAAAAAAGAGAGAAUUCUCUUCCUUACAGUUGACUUACCUUAACUCCUUUAUACAUACAAUAGAUUUAUUUUAUUAUAUUUCUUUUAUCGUUACUCGAUCCUGGCGUUCCAUCCAGGGUGUAUUCCCGUUUCGAACCCAGUAUUCCCGGGAUGGACUCUGGAUCAACCGUGAUCCUGACCAGGAUAACUGCUCUGGUUACUUUUUUGUAGUCUUUGGUCCAAAAGGUAACUUCUCUAACAAAGAAUUUGAUGACAACCAAGUAUAAUUUACAAAAAGUAACACAUUAAAAAGUCCAAUAUCUAUCAAAUUGAAACCUACAAGAAGUUACAAUAAACGAAAAUAAUUAAAAAUAAUUAAACAGAGCAAGUCUGAUUAUCCAUAUCAGGAUAAAUGGGGUGGAAGGACAGAACCUUCAGGGAGAAAUUAUUCAAGGUUUUUUUUGUUUUGUUUUGUUUUUUUAAUUGUGAGGUCAAAUAUUAAAAUAUUUGAGAUUUCAGCAAAAAUUUGUUUCAUUUUUUUUGUUUAAUCAUAAUUAAACCAAGUCCACCUUACUGUCUUAAUUUUCUGUGUAUUUUCUUUUCUAAUCUUGAGUUUUGGGCUUUCGUAAAGAUCAGGAAUCACAGAUUUCUCUCUCUCUUUCAAUUACAUGAUGAUGUAGAAGUGUUCAGAACGUGACGAAUCCCGAGACGAGCUGUGAACUGAUUGUUCUUAAGUUUGCGCCCUUUACAGUGUUUACAGUUCAUUUUGGAUUAUAGUGACGCCAAAGGCGUGCGUGUGUGUGUGUGUGUGUGUGUGUGUGUGUGUGUGAGAGAUUUGUUGGUUCUGUUUUUUCUCUCGAUGGUACUGAAGUUGAAUCAUUUAAACUGUGCGUGCUUGUGUGUGUGCUUGUGUGUGUGCGUGUGUGUGUGUGUGUACUGUAGCGAUCCGCUUUGCUCCUUACUGUUCUUUAUUGCACAUAUAUAGCAGACGUAAAUGAUAGUAAAUCACCAUAACUGUAUUUUUUGCACACUUUGGUAUAUACUGAAAUUGAAAUAUUAAGAUUCUCUAUAUAUAAAUAUAUGUGGCGCUUAUUUUGCAUUAUUAUUGGUCCUGUUGUUUUUGUUUUGUUUUUCUUUAUUUUUAUUGCUCUACUCUCCCUUCACACCUAUCGUUUAACUGUAUAUCCAAAACCGCACCAUGUUCACUACAUAGUGCACUGUUUUUCUAAAUCCAGCACACUCACGAAAUCCCAGAAUGCCCUGCAGUAGGUUAAAGUCCAAACAGUCGACCAUAGACGUAUGCAGGGUGGCAUAUGUAGUGAAUAAUAUCUCUGGUUUGGGACACGUCCACAGCGGACUAGUGGUGAGGUGGUCAUGAUGUUUGUGUUGCCUGUGUAGUAAAUAGCGUGUAUAUUGGGACGCGUCCACGGUACACUGAUGAUGGUCUGACGUAUUUUAGUGAAUAAGGUGUGGUUUGGGACACAUCCAUAGUAGACUAAUGAUGAGGAAUCGUUAGUGAUGGUGGUUAUGAGGCCUCAUUAGUGAAUAGGGUGUGUGGUUUGGGACACAUCCAUUGUAGACUGAUCAGGGGGAGGAGUUUGUGGUGUCUAUGAAGCCUGUAUAGUAAAUAGGGUCUGGUUUGGGACACGUCCACAGAAGACUGAUGUCUGUUAGACAUUUUUAGAUGGUGGUUGUGAGGCCUCAUUUAUUAAAUAGUGUGGGUUUGGGACACGUCCACAGUGGACUAGUGAGGGGGAUUAGUGUAGUCACUGUAGUGAAUAGAGUGUUGUUUUGGAAAGCGCCAUUUUAGAUGUCUCAUUAGUGAAUAGGGUGUGGUUUGGGACACUUUAAAUCUUCUCUGUUUUUACCUCACAGUUCUUCUGUUCUUCACAGCAAUGUUUCAUUUAGGUAUUGUGUGUUAGUCGUAGUCACACAUUUCAUGAGUAAGUGCUUUGGAUUAACGGAGUGAAGCAUCGCUGAGUGAACGUUAGCACACGUGCAGUACUGUGUUGUUCUUUUUAAGGUCCCUGUAACAUAAUUGUGUUUUGAUUAUAAACACUGUGGAACACAAAGUGAAAUCGUAGGUACCGUUAACAACAGAGUAGCUUUUACCUAGUCAGGUCUAUGGUCAUUUCAUUUUAUAACAUGUUUAAAGUAGCAGUAUGCAACUUUUUUUUUUUUUUUUUCCCUAAAAGUGAAAUAAGUAGCAUUUUGUCUGAGUAGAGGAAAGUACUCGAAAACGUGGCAUUCUUUCAAGUCGGUCUAAAAGUCCUAAAAUAUAUUUGAAAUAAAUUGUACACCACCUUGGGAACAACACCAGAUUCCCAAUAGUUACAUACUGCAACUUUAAUAAAGAAUGUUUGUAUAGCAAACAUGUUUGUAUAGUAUUAAACAGGACAGUGAAUUACGGUUUUUCCAAACGUCGUACUGUAUUUCUCAACACUGACUGAAGAAACUGAAGCUGAAAACGUGUGUGUAAGUGUGUGUGAGUGAGAGAUGCAAACCCCUAUAAGAGUCUCUUUACACUCAUGUUGGAUAAUUUUAGAGUGUGGAAGUGCCUGAUUUCUUCAUUUUCAAAAGUUCCUUUUGCUUGGGCAUCGCUUUCGAUAAACGCACAUCUAUCAGUCUGUCUGUCUGAGCAUAGGAAUCAAUCUCAUAUCGCAAAAAUCGCCUCACGUCUUAUCACAGGUUUACAGCACGAAAUGUUCUUGUUCGUCCAGUCAUCUUCAGUAAACUCUUUAUCGCGAUCAGAGACACUUUGGUUUAAAUCAUUUGUUUGAAUUGUACAAAAGAGAAUAAGGAACGUUCGUUAGAAAAUAUUGCGAAAGGGUGGGAUUGUUCGACGUUUCUGCAGGGGCGGGAUUAAAAUGCAGUCUUGUCCACACCUCUACCUGGCAGCUACGUUGUAUAAUCCUACCUUCACACUAGCAAGCGACAUUUCAGGUGCAGUUUUCUUAAGUCUGUACAAAAUACAAAACGUAGCUAUGAUAUGGUAAAGCUACAAAUUCAGAUGAUUGGGUCAGAUGAUUUUUAAACAAAAUUGGUGCAUAUAAAUCAUAAAUGGGCCACAACGAGACAAACUAGCAUUUGCUAGCGUGAACAUAGAAUAUUUCUGGUCACCGGAAGAGAAGAGUUCCUUGAAAGCAGUAAAAACAUGAUGGACAAAAUUAAUAAUGUAACGAUACAACGUAAAGAUAUCGUAAACUGUGCUAAACAGUGAAGUGAUUACUGUGAUGUGAAAAUGAAAUAUUGGCACUGUGUAUUAAUGAAACAAUGCUUUUUUUUUUUUCCUUUUUUUUCUUAUGGCAAUGACUUUAGUGUCAUACCAUGUUUUUUUUUUUUUUUUAAUAGCAUAAUACUGACUGAACAUCCUUUUUCCUACAUGUUUAUAAAUUACGCAGAAGCUUGUGAAAGAAGCAGAUGUGAUUUUCUUACGUUGUUCCCUCACGUUGAUUUCUGCAGUAUUUGAUUUUUAGGAAACGGCUCUUGCGUGUUUGUGAUACGUUUAUAGUUUAGAGUUAAAUGAUUUUCUGUGCUAACUCAGUGGCUGCUCAUUGCGUAGUGCUGCAACGACACGCUGUUUAUUUCUGAUUAUAAAGAAACGUUCACGCUUCCCUCUGUAAGCGGCCAUAUUGGUCCCUUUUCCCCCCAGAAUCCACUUCCUCUUGUGUAUUAGUCAUUCCCAUGUAUUCUUUUCAGAGCUAUAGUAUGGAUAAAAAGCUGAUAUUAUGUGAUCAUGGCUGACGUGUCCAUCUGCGCUGCUCUUUAGCUUUGCUGAGGACCAUUUUCUCUUCUGUUUCUGUGAUGUAUACAGAUUUUUUUUUUUCUUCUUUUUUCUUCCCUUUUUAUCGUGCUGAUGUUGUAACCCUUUUUUGGUAUCGAUCAUCCCAAUGGCAGGCCAAGCAAUAAAAAAAUUCUUAAACAUG
Molecule: messenger RNA, 5785 nt
Organism: Pangasianodon hypophthalmus (striped catfish)
Lineage: Eukaryota; Metazoa; Chordata; Actinopteri; Siluriformes; Pangasiidae
Gene: prkar1aa
Product: protein kinase, cAMP-dependent, regulatory, type I, alpha (tissue specific extinguisher 1) a
Exons: 11
Coding region: 165-1304 (379 amino acids)
Biological process (GO): regulation of protein phosphorylation
Cellular component (GO): cAMP-dependent protein kinase complex
Molecular function (GO): cAMP-dependent protein kinase regulator activity
Source: RefSeq, a predicted model, not a curated record